UCUGAGUACAAAGAUUACAGAACCAUUACGAGGAUUGCAGGUAGCUUUAAUAGCAAGAGUGAAAGAUCUGUCUGAGAAAUGUUAUAUGGACUGCUACGUAAGCUAUGGCAAUAUGCAGAAAUGUAAAGGUGAAGUCAUAACCUCUUUGGAAAAGUCUGAGUAUGAAGAUUACAGAACCAUUGCAAGGGAUU
Paraglomus brasilianum is the source of this 191-nucleotide messenger RNA. NCBI's taxonomy places the organism in Eukaryota, Fungi, Glomeromycota, Glomeromycetes, Paraglomerales, Paraglomeraceae. The record is from the annotation of a GenBank genome assembly.